Molecule: messenger RNA, 1233 nt
Organism: Lachancea fermentati
Lineage: Eukaryota; Fungi; Ascomycota; Saccharomycetes; Saccharomycetales; Saccharomycetaceae
Source: the annotation of a GenBank genome assembly
AUGCGAAUCGAAAGAAUAAAUACCGGAACAUCACCAUUCGAUAGAAGCUUGACUAUUGAAUUUGAUUCAAAUUCAAAGUCCACUUUUGAUUGGAUAUUUUUGAGAGAUAACUGUCUCUGUAAAGAAUGCAUUCAUCCCGAAACUAAGCAACGUAUCUUCGAUACUUUCAAUUCUCUGCCUUUUGAGACGGUUAGAGACAAGGAUGGAACUAUUCAAAUUAUCAACGAUCACCACAGUAAAGUUCGCUUCGAAUGCAAUAAUGACACGCUCGUGAGUUUGUGGCAAGAUGGCCAUAUAUCUCAUUUCCCAGAGAAAUGGCUUCUCACACAUUCCUAUGCUCCCCAGCUGUACAAGGAUAUUCAUAUUUUACCUUCUAAGAUUUCAUGGGAUAGUACUUCUUUUUUACAAUUGAAAGCUGAUAAUUUCCGAAACUCAUAUACUCAGAUCGAAAAGAAUCUGCCUCGAGUUCUUCAUGAAAUAUACACUUACGGUUUUUCCUUUGUACAAGAUGUCCCUGUGACAUUAGAGGCUACGAGGCAAGUCUCAGAAUUGAUUUCCAUCAUAAGGCCUACUCAUUAUGACUUGGGUGUUUGGGAUUUUACAUCGGACCUCUCAAAAAAGGACACUGCCUAUACGUCGCUUGUUAUCGACAUGCAUACAGAUGGAAACUACUGGUAUGAACUACCUGGAUUGCAACUUUUUCAUUUACUGGAGCACUCUAAUGGUGAAGGUGGCGAAACUAGGAUCGUUGAUAUUUGCAAGAUUGUUGAUGUAUUGAUUUCUUUAUCUAAAAAAGACCGCAGUUGGAAAACUACUCUUGAAGUUCUGACCAAGCAGCCAAUUUACUUUCAUCAGGCUGGAGAAACUGACACAUGUUUCCAGCAGGACAGCUAUCCUACUCUCACUCUGGAUAAGCAGUCGAAGCUCGUUCAAUGUCGUUGGAACACCAGCGAUCGCUCGCCAAAGAUUUCUAAUCAAAGUGGUUUUUUAGUGCAUCAAGUUUAUGAAGCACUGUUCAGGUUCAAUGCCCUCAUCAAUGACCCAAAGUACUAUGUUCAAUUUCAACUGAAGCCAGGCACAAUCCUCGUAUUCGAUAAUUGGAGAAUUUUACACGCAAGAACAGCCUUCACGGGUCACAGAAGAUUAUGCGGUUCUUACUUGACGCGCGAUGACUUCCUUGCAAGGUUAAGAAGUUUAUCGUGUGAGCGGUCUCAAUUGCUCAACAACCUUUGA